Mucor mucedo is the source of this 2048-nucleotide messenger RNA. RefSeq lists its product as uncharacterized. The transcript has 7 exons. The record is from RefSeq and is a predicted model, not a curated record. NCBI's taxonomy places the organism in Eukaryota, Fungi, Mucoromycota, Mucoromycetes, Mucorales, Mucoraceae. The coding region runs from base 123 to 1970 and encodes 615 amino acids.
CUCUUCUAGUUCUAUAUUUAUCAACGUCACAUGAGUAUAUUUAAAUAAUUACCUCUUUUUGAAGUCUGAAGGUGUUUCUUUUUGUUCAGUAAAAAACUUUUUUUUUUCGUAACUUGCACGCAAUGUCUACCAUGAGUCAACCUGGUUCACCGUUAAUUGAAUUUGCGUUGGAAAAAUCCAGGUCAGCAGUGAACCGAGAUUCUGGUGUUGGUGAUAAAACAUCUUUGAAAAUGUAUAAAGAGGCCGUGGAUGCACUACAAAAUGUUUUAGACGAUGACGCAGAUGUUACGAACAACAAAUCAAGACUUAAAACAAUUCAGGAAUCUUAUUUAAAAAGAAUCGAAUUCCUUUCUUCGUCUUUGCAGAUGAAAACCAGUAAACGGAUUAAUGCUUCAGCCCCAACCACAUCAAUUAUGAUUUCUAUCAAUAAACGCAUGCCGAAGAAAGAACCUAAAUUGGACUUAAAACCUUCCAUGAGCACACCAACUAGUACAACCAUGUUAAUCAAACAGAAGAAGAAGAAAAUUGGAAAUACAAACAAAAACAGAUAUUCUUCAGAUUUUUCAAGCACUGGCACACCACAAAUAUUAUCGAGGAAUCAGUCCUCACCAACCCUACAUUCGUUUGAACAUGUUGACAUUGAGCAGGAUUGCUUUGAUCUACAGGCCUUAACUGACAACAUGUCGACAGAAAAACAAGACGAAUGUAAAAGACAAUCUGCCGAUUCACAAAGUACCAUAGUGACUAAUGUCACUACAACUCCGCCGACAGAACUAAGUUUAUCGAGCAGCGAUUCCACUUUGCAUGAAGACAGUAAUUCGCUUCGAAAAACAUUUUCUGCACGUGUUAUUCAUAAAAAAUCAUCGACUGUUGUCACGGAGCCCUUUCAACCUCAAAUGGAACGAAGUGUAAGCACUUCAAGCUUCCAAACACUUUUGGGAAGAAGAAAAAGUUCAAAGAAACAACUCAAGUCUGAUUCAAAAUUAACUUCAACUGUUGAAGAAACCUCAAAAACCUCAUUUGCUGCUUUACUACAAAAUACAACAAAGCUUAAUAAAAGAACUACAACUCCCUCUGUAGAUUUAGGCCGAUCCAAGAGCAAAAAAAAAUGGUCCAUCAUUGGUAAAAUACCACCCUCCUUUUUGGAUCCUACCGCGUUUAUAGCUGGACCACCUAAAGAUGAGGAGCAUGUGCGUGCAAUUAAUAACGACGCAUUAGUGUCAUUGGAUCUCAUGAACAAAUUGCUCCAAAGUAUGCUACACGGUGGUUAUAUCACACCGAAUUUAUAUAUACCAAUGGAUUUAUGGUAUCAGCCCAAUGUACGAUUGCCUACAACAGAUGGAAAAAUUGCUGCUUGUGAAUUGCUUUUAAUUGCGCUUGAAAGAAUGGAUAAAAGAAAAAACUUUAGUGAUUCCUCCACGGUGGAGACAGAUCUAAAAGUUCUGGAGCAAACAUUAAAUCGGAUUAAAUAUACGCUGAUUAAAAAAUUGGGAUAUUUAAUUUCCCCCGGCGGUGAAAACGAUCCAUCUUCCUUAGUAGAUCAUCAUCAUCAUGGCCAAUCCUCUUCGAGAUAUUCGAGUUACAUGAGUUCAUUGAUAGGCGGAUCCUCUGGGGUUAAAACUUCACAGACACUCUCGGCUUGGAGUUCAAAACUCUCGAAAUCUGUUGAAAGAAUGAAAUUUGAAGCUUCUAAAGCCAUUCCUACGGGAGAGCACAAUAAUGAUAUCUACAUCAAGACAUUAAUUCGACUGUUUACGGUGGUUAAAGUCUUGGAGCGUUGGAAUACAAAGCUGACUCUUUUAAUUGAAAAUGAAUCAUCGCAAAAAUCAUCUUCCUAUAAACGUGCACGAAAUACUAACGAAGCUUGUAUCAAUUUGCUACGAUCCACCAUUUGUGAAUUCGUUUUAAAAGAUUACGAAGUUUUGCUAGAUAGAUGGCUAAGACGAAGCUCGGAUUGGAUCUUUGAUUAACUGUUCAAUGUACCAUGUUAAAUUAUACCAUUUACAGCCUAAUAAAAUAAUAUUACUCCAUUCUGCGCUAAUGCAGGG